Messenger RNA from Metopolophium dirhodum (rose-grain aphid), 1105 nucleotides. RefSeq names its product MIP18 family protein galla-2 (gene galla-2). Bases 504 to 965 code for a protein of 153 amino acids. The record is from RefSeq and is a predicted model, not a curated record. Gene Ontology annotation, biological process: iron-sulfur cluster assembly. Gene Ontology annotation, cellular component: cytosolic [4Fe-4S] assembly targeting complex. The transcript is spliced from 3 exons. Lineage: Eukaryota; Metazoa; Arthropoda; Insecta; Hemiptera; Aphididae.
CGUAACCACAGUCCACAAUAUUCUUCUCGUGUCCAGUCCUGUAUAUUAUCUUAGGGCCCGUUAUACAAUCAUAGUUUAAACCUCAGUUACGCCUAACCCACUGAUUUUACCAGCCGAAUUCGGUGGUUUAACCUUAGUUUAACGAUUGUAAAACGGGCCCUAAGAUAUACAGGACUGGACACGAGAUAAAUGUUGUGGUUACGAAAUGUAGUACCACAGGCGGAGUUAGGGGGGAUAUUUUCCUUUUAGCAUUACUAGCGCCGCCUUAGUGGAUACUUAUGGAACUAGAACACAUCAUACAAAUUUCUGGUUCCGCGGUCUUAGAUUAUAUUAUCACAUAAUAAUAAUUUAUUCCGUGAUAAUAAUAUAUUAAUGUCAAGAAACUUUAUGUAAUAAAAUUCAUAAGCGUAACCGGAUAGUACAGAUCUAUAGUAUUUGGCGUAACUAACUACAAGGAAACAAGCAAUUACAAGUUACAACAUAUUUUAUAUUUUGAAAUAGCAAUGGGUCUAGACAACGAAAACCCAACAUUAUUUGAAAAAAGCGAAGAGAGGACUGUAAGUGAAAAAGAUUUGGAUGACAAUGAAGCUGAAGAGUUUGAUUCAAGGGAAAUCUUUGAUUUGAUUAGAGGAAUAACAGAUCCAGAACAUCCACUGUCCCUUGAAGAACUAAGAGUUGUUGAUCAAAGUUUAAUUGAGGUUGAAGAUAGUAUCAAUACAGUUAAGGUAUUAUUUACACCAACUAUCCCUCAUUGUAGUAUGGCUACAUUAAUUGGAUUAUCUAUUAAAGUUCGACUUUUAUGGUGUCUACCUCCACGCUUUAAAAUAUCUGUUACCAUAACACCAGGUACUCAUGCAUCCGAACACGCUAUCAAUAAGCAAUUAGAUGAUAAAGAAAGAGUGGCUGCAGCUUUGGAGAAUACACAUCUAUCAACUGUUUUAAAUAAAUGCAUAGCUACUGCAUAGGUAAUCACGAUUUUAAUCCAAACAUUUAUAUUUGUUCUAAAGGAUAUAUAUUAUAUAUAUAAAUAUAGUCAUUAAUACAUUUUUAAAUUUUAAUAGUAUAUAAAUAUACACAAAAACAAACAUUUACUAUACUACCACAA